This is a messenger RNA of Nicotiana attenuata, 2039 nucleotides long. Its product is annotated as inositol-tetrakisphosphate 1-kinase 3-like. Gene Ontology annotation, cellular component: cytoplasm. The record is from RefSeq and is a predicted model, not a curated record. The transcript is spliced from 10 exons. Lineage: Eukaryota; Viridiplantae; Streptophyta; Magnoliopsida; Solanales; Solanaceae. Bases 522 to 1538 code for a protein of 338 amino acids. Gene Ontology annotation, biological process: inositol trisphosphate metabolic process. Gene Ontology annotation, molecular function: inositol-3,4,5,6-tetrakisphosphate 1-kinase activity; inositol-1,3,4-trisphosphate 6-kinase activity; ATP binding.
CAACAUUCUAGUAUUCACUACUGUAACACCGAACCUCAUAUCUCUUCGUGUGUGUGCCGUGUCUCUCCCUCUCUCCUUCUCUCUGUAUGUAUAUACGUACACAAACAUAUAUAUGUGUGUGUGUGAGUGUGUGUAAUCGGCUGUUCCAUAUCUCCCUCUUUCUCUCUUUGAAAUCCAGCCCCUUUUAAAAAACAACUUUCAGAUUACGCUAACUCAAAAGUAAAGUAAAUCAACAUUUCAAGAAUCGUGCAUAAUCUAAAAAGAUAAUAUCUUCUCUGUUUUUUUAUUAACGAGAUUAGCUUUUUAUCUUUUUCGUUUUUGGGUCAUCUGGGAUUUAGUUUUCUUGAAGAAAGAUUGAAUCUUUCUUGUUUUGGGUCAUCUGGGAUUAAGUUUUCCUUGAAAAAGGUUGAACUUUUCCUGUUUUUGGUUGUGUGGGAUUAAAUUUUGUGAAGUGGGGUGUUGAGAAAUUUGUCAUAAAUACAUAAAUUUGGUGUAAAAGGAAGGUGUUUUUUUUAGGGGGGAUGAAGAUGGUGAGGAGUGAAAAUGUAGUGGGGUAUGAGGGGGAGGUAGAAGUAGAGGAAGAGGAAAAGGAAAUGGAAAUGGGAAUGGUGAGGUCUCCACAAGAACAGAUGAAAUUGGUGGUGGUAGGCUAUGCUCUUACAUCCAAGAAAACUAAGAGUUUUUUGCAGCCCAAGCUUGUAGGUCUAGCUAGGAAUAAGGGAAUACUAUUUGUUGCUAUAGAUCAGAGCAGACCCCUUUCAGAUCAAGGUCCUUUUGACAUUGUGCUCCACAAGUUGUCAGGAAGCAAGUGGAGCCGUAUUCUUGAGGAUUAUAGGCAAACACAUCCACAUGUCGCAGUCCUUGACCCUCCAGAUGCCAUAGAGCAGGUAUAUAAUCGCCAAUACAUGCUUGAAGAUGUUGCAGACCUGAACUUAUCAGACAGCUAUGGCACAGUUGGUGUUCCGAGGCAGUUGGUAAUUGAGACUGAUCCUUCAUCCAUCUCAGAUGCAGUGAAUAAAGCUGGUCUUGCCCUACCUCUUGUGGCGAAGCCUUUGGUUGCAAAGUCACAUGAGUUGUCCCUGGCCUAUGAUACACCCUCUCUUCAGAAGCUUGAACCCCCGCUUGUUCUGCAGGAAUUUAUCAAUCAUGGAGGUGUGCUCUUUAAGGUUUUUAUUGUUGGGGAAGCUGUUAAGGUUGUCAGGCGUUUCAGUUUACCUGAUGUUAGCAAACUCGAGCUGUCAAAAAGUGCUGGGGUUUUCCAUUUCCCUAGAGUUUCAUGUGUUGCAGCCUCUGCAGAGGAAGCUGAUUUAGACCCUUGUGUUGGUGAGCUUCCUCCCCGACCAUUACUUGAGAGGCUUGCUAGGGAACUUCGUCGUAGACUGGGUCUCAGGCUCUUCAACUUGGAUAUAAUUAGAGAGCAUGGGACUAAAGACCGCUAUUACGUGAUAGAUAUCAAUUACUUUCCUGGGUACGGGAAAAUGCCAGAAUAUGAGCACAUAUUUACAGAUUUUCUCCUGAGCCUGAUGAAGCAGAAAUGAGAAUGAAAUCCUCCGCAAUUACAACUUGAAUGUAGAAAAAAAGAGGAUAUCAUCCAGUCAGGAGAAAACUUACAUGAGUGCAGUGCCUAAAAGCUGUCUGUUCGAAGAAGCGGUCAGAGAAGCAAGAAAAGAAGUUGCAACAACUCUCUGAAACUGCUGGCUGAAGGUUGCUCCUUGGGAACCUUGCCCCCGUUACACAAUUCCGACAUCCAUGCCUGGGCUCCACUUUUUUGUUUCAUUAUUCAAAAUUUUAGGCCAUUUUGUUCUUUCUUGUUGUUGGGUGGGUUUACCAUAGUACUGUGUCUGCAUUCUCCUAGGGGUGAUCUUUGGUUGGUAGUGGACUGAAGAAGAAAAUGUUUUGUGAAGAGUGAAUGUGCCUCAUGUAUCUAAAGUACAAAGAGUUUUGCAGCCAAUCCACCUUGUAAAAAUGCCUGUCUUGGUAGGAAUAUACACACUGUACCUUUUUGCUCUUUUCAAUCUUCGCUUUGAGAUUUGAAAUCA